Molecule: messenger RNA, 1171 nt
Organism: Myotis daubentonii (Daubenton's bat)
Lineage: Eukaryota; Metazoa; Chordata; Mammalia; Chiroptera; Vespertilionidae
Gene: RPLP0
Product: ribosomal protein lateral stalk subunit P0
Biological process (GO): ribosome biogenesis; cytoplasmic translation; ribosomal large subunit assembly
Cellular component (GO): cytosolic large ribosomal subunit
Molecular function (GO): large ribosomal subunit rRNA binding; structural constituent of ribosome
Source: RefSeq, a predicted model, not a curated record
CCAGGCCGGCGGCUCCGCCUGCUCCGUAGAUAGGCCUCGGGUUUGAGACCGGCGGGCGGUGGGCGCGGGAUGCUUGAGCCCCCUCUCUCUCCCCAGUGACAUCGUCUUUAAACCCUGCGUGGCAAUCCCUGACGCACCGCCGCGAUGCCCAGGGAAGACAGGGCGACCUGGAAGUCCAACUACUUCCUUAAGAUCAUCCAACUUCUGGAUGACUAUCCAAAAUGCUUCAUCGUGGGAGCAGACAACGUGGGCUCCAAGCAGAUGCAGCAGAUCCGCAUGUCCCUCCGCGGGAAGGCGGUGGUGCUGAUGGGCAAGAACACCAUGAUGCGCAAGGCCAUCCGAGGACACCUGGAGAACAACCCGGCUCUGGAGAAACUGCUGCCUCACAUCCGGGGGAAUGUGGGCUUUGUGUUCACCAAGGAGGACCUCACUGAGAUCCGGGACAUGCUGCUGGCCAAUAAGGUGCCAGCUGCUGCCCGUGCUGGUGCCAUUGCCCCGUGUGAAGUCACUGUGCCAGCCCAGAAUACUGGUCUCGGGCCAGAGAAGACCUCCUUCUUCCAGGCUCUGGGCAUCACCACUAAAAUCUCCAGGGGCACCAUUGAAAUCCUGAGUGACGUACAGCUGAUUAAGACUGGAGACAAAGUGGGAGCCAGCGAAGCCACACUGCUGAACAUGCUCAACAUCUCCCCCUUCUCCUUUGGGCUGAUCAUCCAGCAGGUGUUUGACAAUGGCAGCAUCUACAACCCGGAAGUGCUUGACAUCACAGAGGAAACUCUGCAUUCCCGCUUCCUGGAGGGGGUCCGCAACGUUGCCAGCGUGUGCCUUCACAUUGGUUACCCAACUGUUGCCUCAGUACCCCAUUCUAUCAUCAAUGGGUAUAAGCGAGUUCUGGCUUUGUCUGUGGAGACUGAUUACACCUUCCCACUUGCAGAAAAGGUCAAGGCCUUCUUGGCUGAUCCAUCUGCUUUCGUGGCUGCUGCCCCUGUGGCCGCUGCCACCACUGCUGCUCCCGCUGCUGCUGCAGCCCCAGCCAAGGUUGAAGCAAAGGAAGAGUCGGAGGAGUCGGACGAGGAUAUGGGAUUUGGUCUCUUUGAUUAAUUACCAAAAAGCAACCAGCUCAGCCAAUUCUAUUUGAGAAACAAGGAAAUAAAGCUUACUUAUCUUAAAAGUC